Molecule: messenger RNA, 867 nt
Organism: Protobothrops mucrosquamatus (brown spotted pit viper)
Lineage: Eukaryota; Metazoa; Chordata; Lepidosauria; Squamata; Viperidae
Gene: STAR
Product: steroidogenic acute regulatory protein
Exons: 7
Coding region: 7-867 (286 amino acids)
Biological process (GO): intracellular cholesterol transport; regulation of steroid biosynthetic process; steroid biosynthetic process
Cellular component (GO): mitochondrion; mitochondrial intermembrane space
Molecular function (GO): cholesterol transfer activity; cholesterol binding
Source: RefSeq, a predicted model, not a curated record
CUCGUGAUGCUGCCAGCAACAUUCAAGCUUUGCGCCGGCAUUUCCUACAGACACUUGCACAACAUGACAGGUUUAAAGAGGCAAGCAGCCGUAGCCAUUGUCCAGGAACUGAAGAAAGUUGCGUUUUCCAGGCCUGGCCCUACCCAGUGGAUCAACAACGUACACAGAAGAAGUUCUCUUCUAGGUUCGAGGCUGGAGGAGAACCCUUUCAGUGAUAUGGAGAUGUCCUACAUCAAGCAAGGAGAAGAAGCUAUCCAGAAGUCUCUGAAUAUUCUUGGCGAAAAAAGCGGCUGGAAAACGGAGGCAGUGAUGGGCAAUGGUGACAAAGUCUUGAGCAAAGUGUUGCCUGACGUAGGGAAAGUUUUCCAGCUUGAAGUAGUAGUUGAUCAACCCCUGGAUUGCGUCUAUGAUGAGUUAGUGGAAAAGAUGGAGCAGAUGGGAGACUGGAAUCCGAACAUUAAAGAAAUCAAGAUUCUCCAGAAGAUUGGCAAAGAUACCGUGAUCACUCACGAGACCUCAGCGGCAAUUCCUGGCAACGUGAUUGGUCCACGAGACUUUGUCAGCGUCCGGUGUUCCAAACGGCGUGGCUCUACAUGCCUCUUAGCGGGCAUGUCAACCACCUACACCGCCAUGCCAGAACAAAAAGGAGUUAUCAGAGCGGAAAAUGGUCCCACAUGCAUGGUUCUUCAUCCAGUUCUGGGAAAUCCCUCACAAACCAAGUUAACCUGGCUUCUCAGCAUUGAUUUAAAGGGAUGGCUUCCAAAGACACUGAUCAACCAAGUUCUUUCUCAAACCCAGAUGGAUUUUGCUAACCACCUCCGGAAUCGUUUGACCAAAUCUACAUCUGCGCAAGCCCUCCGAUACUAA